This is a messenger RNA of Schistosoma bovis, 8597 nucleotides long. The record is from the annotation of a GenBank genome assembly. Lineage: Eukaryota; Metazoa; Platyhelminthes; Trematoda; Strigeidida; Schistosomatidae.
AAAAUAAUAAGUAUGUGAAAUAUUUAAUAAUUUACUGAUGGACUAUAAAAUUUACCUGUUAUUCAAUUGUUCAUUCUUUUCAAUUUAGUUGAUACUAAUCGUUUAGUCUACAGUCUCGUUGGAGCCCAUGACUCUAGUUUCAGUAUUGAAUCACACACUGGCUUAUUAAGAGUCAGUCGACCAUUGGAUCGUGAAGUUAAAAGUGUUCAUACACUAACUGUUAUAGUAACAGACGGAUCACAUCAACAUUCUAGUGCAGGCGAACAGUCUACUUCAUUCACAUCGAGUGCAACAUUUACUAUAAAAUUACUUGAUGUCAAUGAUUCACCUCCUCAAUUUGUGAACACAUCUGCUCAUCGGAUAAAAAUAUCAGAACUGGCGCCUAUAGGUGAAAGGCUAACUCGCCUCAAGGCGAUUAGCCAAGAUGAAGGUGAUAAUGCUGUGAUACAUUAUCGUUUGCUUACUAAACAACCGGAAUUCGGUUUAAAUGAAACAACUGGUGAUUUAUGGCUUCAGAAACCAUUGGAUUAUGAACAAACAUCAGCAUACUUUUUAACUAUCGAAGCACGUGAUCGUGGUCAGCCUCCAUUGAGUAGUACAGCUGUGUUAACUGUUCACGUGGACGAUGCUAAUGAUAAUCAACCACAAUUUUUGGGUAGACAACGUAUUCCAGAAAAUAUUGGUUUGAAUAACCUGGAUGAUCUGACGUCCAUUGAUUCAAAUUUUUAUGAAUAUUACUAUUCAUUCAGCGUAGUGGAGAAUAGUCGUAAUGGUACUGUUGUUGGCAAGUUGAAUGCAAUCGAUCCAGAUAGCGGUGAUAACGGUCGUGUAAGCUUUCAUCUGAGCGGAAAUAUUGAUUUCUCUACUUUAUUUAAAACCUAUCAACAGGAUUCAGAAAACAUAGAAUUUUUAACAGCUGCUGAAGCUAAGACACGUUUUAGUUUAGACUCAGAAUCUGGCCGGUUAAUACUAAUCUUUCAACCUGAUCGUGAAGCAGUCAGUGGUUAUUGGUUAAUGGUACAAGUUGAAGAUCAUGGAAAACCAAUUCCUUUGUCUAGCCUUACAUUAGUUUAUGUGGAAAUAUUGGAUAUCAAUGAUUGUGCACCGACAUUUGAAAAGUCUAACUAUGAAUUUUAUGUUGAAGUUGAUCGUUCCGGUAAUAUAAGUUCAUGUUCUGAGAAACAAAAUUCAUAUGAAAAUAAUUGUCAGUCUACUACCGGUAGCAGUGGGAAUGUUCUCAUCGGUCGGCUCAAGUUGACAGAUUCUGAUGCCCAUCCAAAUUCUGGUCCAUUUACAUGUCACUUAGCUAAUUCUGGUAUUAUCCAAACUGUUCCAUAUGAUUCAUUAUCAUCAUCAAGAUCAAGUACUACAUCACUCAUUACUUCUACUACUGGUAGUAGUAGUAGUAGUACCAGUCUAUUUUCUGUUCGAUCUACAGAAAUGAGAAUUCAUACAUCUAAUUCAAAUAAAAAUGAUCAUCUCAACAAUCAGACAGAUUUUAGUAGAGGAGAAUGUUUACUCUAUGCUAUUGACAAAUUACCUGUUGGUAGUCAAAGCUUAGUGAUCCGAGCCAAUGAUAAUGGUUUAACUGCAUUACAUACAACAACUACAGUCACUGUUCGUAUCAUCCGGAUGUCUAAUCUACCACCAGAGAUUGUCAAUACAAAUUCUACAUUGAUUUAUUAUCGCAGUUUACACGAUUGGAAUGAGAAUUAUUUUCAUGAGUCAUCUUCGAAACAAGAUAUCUCUGAGCAAAUUUCUGAUAAAACUAUAUGUCGUAUAACAGUAAAAGACCGUACAGCACAUGAUCGGUUAUUUUUUGAAUUAUUAAAAGAUAACACAUCCAUGUCAAAUUUAUUCUCUGUCGACCAAUAUGAUGGAACUAUACGUCCUGCUAUGAAAAUAUCUUCUAAUCCCGAUACAAGUCGCUCUAAUCUAUAUGAUACCUCAACUUCUUCACGUAAACCUAUGUUGAACCAAUUUCAUAAUUCACUAAUUCAUCUUGACUCUGGCAAUUAUCCAUUGCGUGUACGUGUUACAAAUGGUACGCUUACUUCUGAAACAACAAUGCAUAUUAAAGUGAUAGCGAUAACUGAAGAAAUGCUUGACUCAUCGUUGGUAAUUCGAAUUUCAAAUCUACUACCAAAUUUAUUUUAUAUGGAAAAUUAUAAUACUGUUUUACAAAAUCAUUUAUCUAAUCUACUUUUAGAGUCAAGUUCAUCGUAUUUUUCACCAUCCAGUUCAACAAUCUUAUCACCAAAGAAUAAUUCAUCACAAGAUGAGAAUGUUUAUAUUCUUUCUGUACAAGAAACAGAUUUUCCGAAUCGUCUUAAUUCUUUGUCAUCUUCAUCUAAUGUUUAUCAUCAGAAAAAUGCAUUUAUGGAUUCACACCGUAACAAACGUAGUAUUGAUAGAGCUGUUGAUAUACUGAUCGCAGUAUAUGAUCCUAAAGAAAGAGAAUUUAUUAAGCCUUUUAAAAUCGCUCAAGCUAUCAAUGGAAUAGCUGAUAGUUUAUCUGUGGAAUUCGGAGGAGAAAUUGAAGCUGUCCAUGAUGUUUGUACACCACAGUUUUGCCCUCGCGGUCGUUGUCAUACAAAAGUUAGUAUUGAUCCGAAUGGUCUCAUGAAUCGUAUUGAAGUGCAUCGUGUAAAUCAAGUAUCACCUCGAUUUGUGUUAUCGCCUGUUUGCCAAUGUCCGAUACAUUUUACUGGUUUACUUUGCAAUACACCGACUGAUGCUUGUGCACUGGCCAAUUGUCCUGCCUCUCGAUUAUGUAUUCCACAUGGUUUAAAUGACUAUUCGUGUAUUUGUCCACCGCCUCGCACCGGUCCCAAUUGUGAAUCACUCUUAAUUUACGGUGAUGGCAGGGAUGAUUGCCAUUCAGAAUCGUGUUUUAAUCAAAGAGAAAAUGGACCAUUACAGUUUACUGGUGGGACAUUUAUCCAUUGGGAAUUUGUAAAUCCUAAUCCAUUUUUUAUGGAGUUGAAAUUUUCUUUUCGAACUCGACAAACAAAUGGACCUUUAGUAUUUAUACGUUGGUCAUCAUUAAGAACUUUUCAAAUAAGAUUAACCAAUGGUGGACAUUUGGUGAUUUCUGCUACUGGCUUAUCUAAUGGUUUACCAAUAACUGAUUGGUUAGUAUCUAAUGUAUCAAUCGCCGAUGGUCAUUGGCAUCGUGUACGAUUUGUUUUGACAGUGUUGAAUUCCAAUAAGGCAACCCAUGUUGAUGCCUUAUUUCAUGAUGCAUUAAUAGAAGAUUCAAAAAUGAAGUCAAAUUCUUGGAAUUCCAACUCUGAUUGGUGGGUUGAACUAACUGUCAAUGGAAUCAAUCCUCAAUCUGCUUCAAUUAACUGGAGUCCAGGUGAUUCAUAUCAACAAGGAAUUCUAGUUGGAGCAGAUCUAGUACAUGGAUUUCGUCCUUUGAGUGAACCAUACAAAUUAACAACUAUCAGCACAGCUCCCAAAAGUAAUUCAUUUCCCAAUUCAACAAAUUCAUCGCCGAUUAUCUUCCGAUCUGGAAUUGUUGGCUGUUUUCGUGAUUUCACUAUUAAUCGUAUCAAACCACCUUAUCAAAUCAAUUUGGCUCCAAAACACUCUGAAAGUUUUCGUGGUUUCUCUUCAAACCCAUCUGUAUUAAUUGUAAGGACAAAUAAAUUAGAAUACGGUUGUCAACCUAUUAUGACAAUAUCUGGAUCUUGUGCAUCUGGGCCGUGUUUACAUGGUGGAACUUGUGUAACUGGUUCAAAACAAUCAUCUAGCAGUUCAUCUUAUAUAUGCGAUUGCCCUUCAUUAUUUCAUGGGAGACAUUGUGAACGAACUAAUGAUGCUUGUCUACUUGCACCAUGUUACAAUGGUGGAAGUUGUCAAGCUCUCAUAACAUCAAGUAUAUCCAAAACACCUGCACAUUCUGGUUUAGCUGCUUAUCGUUGUAUUUGUCCAGCUGGUUUAUCUGGUUUACAUUGUGAAAUUGUACACCCGGAAAUUAUAUCACAAACCUCAUUGUUAAGUAAACCAUUAGAGAAAAGUGGUUCAAUAAUUCAGUCUGGUAUUACUUGUCAUACAGCACAAUUAAUUCUACAACAGGAUAUAUUGAAUAAAAUACAACCGGGAACCAGUUCUAAUUUUCGUUAUGCCUUUUCGAUACCUUCAUCGAAUAUAAAUCAAGAUUCACGAGAAUUGGUUUGUUUACAUAAUGGUUCGUGUUUGGAUUCGUCUAGUGGUCCACAGUGUAUUUGUCCUUCAGGUUGGCAAGGAGCACGUUGUGAAUAUGAUGUUGAUGAAUGUCAAGUGGUGAAAAGCAUCUAUUCAAGUGAUUUACAUCAAUCUGCACCCUAUAUCAAAUGGUUAGAAAACCGCGCCAGUUCUAAAGGAGGUUUAUGUAGUCCAUACAGUUCUGGACGAGGUGUAUGUUUUAACACUCCUGGUUCAUAUAAAUGCAAUUGUUCAGUCGGUUUUUCUGGUCAACAUUGUCAAUCGAAGAAUUUGAUCCCGUUGAUUCCUGAUACCACCGUUCUUGGACUUAAUCAAUUUCAUAUUUAUAUCACCGUUGGCCUUUUAGCAUUUCUUUUUCUGGCUGCAUUGGCUACAAUAGUAUUGUUGGCGUGUCGUGCUCGCGGUAUGAUUGGUGGAACAUUGGAUGGAAAUCGACGAUCUGUUAAAUCAGUCAGUUCAUAUUGGCCUAAUGGGGGGAAUCAACAAACGAAACCUACAUCUCGUUUAUCAGACUCUCGAUUAAAUCAUUCAAGUCAUUCUGCUGGUGGAAGUUUAUCUGGUAUACCAUUUGUUGCUGCUAGUCCAGCACACUUAAAUCAUGCUAGUCAUAUUGGUACACAUCCUAGGUAUCAUAUGAUAUCUACAAGUCAUCGUCGUCCCUCUCUAGCCUCGACGACGUUCGGUUAUCCAGUCGCAAUGGAUGAAAGUGCAACCGCUCUACUGAACGGCAACUCGGGGCAAAUGCCAUUUUCUUCAGAAUCCGUCAAACUUGGUGGAAAUUGUAAUGCCGGUGCCACGUUGGCAGACUUUGGGGAUCGUGACGAUUCUGUUUCUGCCUGUAAUUCUGGAUUAGUGCUGUAUCCAACUGGCGUUAAAGAUCAAAUCCCAGUGAUGAUGAUGCUUUCUCCCCUUCCUGGUGCACAUGGAUCAGUGGGCCCUGGUAACCGAGCUAGUGUAAUUGCACGCUACUCACCUGCUUCUUCAGUUAUCUUCUAUGGGCCAGGUGUUCCCUCUGGUUCUGCAACGCCUACAAAUCAGAUCCAUUCUCCUCAACCAGGUUUUUGUGUCGAUUCGUCAGGUUCCGGCUAUAUUUCUCAACGUCAAUGCUUCACUGGUUCUCAGGUAGCCGUGUAUCCAUCAGGACAUCCUGCAUUUUUACCUCAUCCUCAGUCUCACCAACAGCUUAUUCAAAUGGUCAACAUGCGUCCGAAUUCUGUAGUAGGUUCUGAUCGUUUAUCUCUCGGUUCAGGUAGUGACCGAUUUUCUGCUCAUAGUAGUCAGGUUCUAGUGCAACCUAACAGUACUGGUCCUAUGCCUUACCCGAAUUGUCCUCAGUCUCAAGCUUUAACACCCCAGUUAUACUACCAUCAACCAUCAACACCUCAAAACCAAACAUGGACACCUCAUUUAUCAAAUACAGGGCACAAUCAACCUGGUUUGUUGAUUAUAAAUCAAAAUCAUGAUGAUUCUAACUUGGAAGAUGCAUGUAUGACACUAAAACCCCAGAAUACUGACACUGUCAAAGCUGUUGAUGUAAACAAACUCCAAUCGCCUAUGAAAAGUCAGUCAACUUGUGAUAACCAAACACCUGAACCAACCAGCAAUAAUAACCGGAAGGAACUCAACCAACGACCAGUUCCUGCCAGCAUCCAGCAUACUACAAGUGCAUUUGUUUUACAAGGGCGACAAUAUUCUGGGAGACAACAAAAUAAUCAUGCUUUCAAUUUAUUGCAUGCUCUAUAUCCAUGUUGUCCUCAAUCACACCCUAUUUCCAAUGCAUGUUUUCAUCAAAAUUCAAAUCAUAUUUUCGGAAUAGCUGAUCGAACAGCGUGCACAGGAUAUGCAUUUAACAAUUUUUAUCCUUUUGGUAUACACCAAGCAAUUCCUGUCAUUCACAAUACACCCAUUUCACCAUUCAUGUUUUCGCGUCAGUCAGUCAAUUUAGAUUCGAUGCCUGCUUAUCCACCGAUUCCAGAAAAUGCAUCGACUAUUGAAAGGGACGUACUAAAUUCGGAAUCAUUAUUUCACCUUCCAGAUUCAUGCCCUGUUUUAAACGAUGAUAAUUCCCAACGGGAAUCUAUGCACUGGCCUUCCACUCAGAAUAGUACCUUAUUAAUCCGUGACUCACUUGGUGGCUAUCAUCAAUCAUCAUUUUCAGUGAUACCAAAUUCCAAAAGACCGACACUUAUAGGUGCUUCAUCACGUGGAUUCCAUCACCGACCGACACUGGAUAAAAGAAUUAUUGGUGUCGCUUCUCGUCGUACACGUCAACCUCGAGGAAUUAUGAAAUUUAGCACAAUCGAACUGCCUCCACCAACAUCUAGGCCACAAUCAGCUCAUUUACUUGGCUUGCAUGUACCCUCGAAGUCAGGAAAUGGAUAUAUUACAAAUCAAAAAUCAGGUUUGUUUCAACAGCAUCAGUGUGCCCUCCAAGCAUCUCAUUGUUAUUUUGUGUGUAUAUGUGUGGUUAGAUGUGCAAUGUAUUGCUUUCACCUAGAGUGCUUGCUUUCUGUUGCUACAACUUUUUUACAAAUCUAUCGCUUACUUAAUUUUUUUUCUCUUGAAGAAACCCAUUCUAAUUCUGGAAUACGAAAUACUAUUAUUGUGGAGACAAAUGGUUGUGUAAACGGUUCACGGGUAGUGGGUGAUCCUAGUCCUUCUCCUACACAUUUAUCAAAUAAUUUUGCAAAGGUUGGAUCCAUUCAUACUAUAUCAACUUCUGAACAUGUUAAUAAUUCACAAAACAAUAAAACUAACAAAGACGGUGGUGCUGCUCAAGAUCAGAUUCCAAACAAUUUGGAUUGGUUUGGUAAUGGGUCAGGCUAUCAUCCACUUCUCUCAAGCAGUAUCUGCAAUUCUUUAGAAUUAAAUGGAAAUUACAAAGAAUCUCAGAUAAAAACCAAUGAGACGUCAGAUACAACAGCAACAUCGGAAAUCUCCAAAAAAUCAUUGACCAAUGGUCAAACAACAAUAAUAAUACCAACGACAACAAAACAACUAUCUUCGAAUGUUGUAAAUAAUUUAAUUCAAGAUACAAAACAUAUGGCACACAUAAAUGAUAUGUAACAAUUGAUUUCUUCUCCAUUUAUUGUUCUUUUUAAUCUAUUUGCCUCUUUUUAUGAUAUAAUUAUGUAUUUUAAAAAAUUCAACGAAUAGGUUACUAUAUUCUGGUGUUUAUUAAAAUGUCUAUCAAUGAAAUGAAUAAACAUUUCUCUUCUGCUGAUGUUCUUAUGAACAUACAUGUUAUCGUCUUUUAUUCAUAAAUUCAUCAUGUACCUGUACAAAAUGUACGAAAUAAGAUUAGUAAAAUGAAUCGGUGAUAAAUAUUUGUGCUACCGGUGCUACUUUUUAUUUAUCAGGUGUGCACAAGUUAAUGUGUCUCUGUGUGUGCUUUUUAUGGAAGUGAACUUAUGCAUUUCUUGUUGAUUCGCUCUUUCUUCCUCUCUCCAUUUAUCUAUCUAUCUUUCCAAUGUAAUCUACCUCGCUAAUAUAUAAACUGAUUUUCAUGUUUUCUCUCGUUUAUAUAUUUUCUUCUUAUCGUCCUUUUUCUCACUGCUAAUCUCAUUCUUUUUUUACAAUGAUCUCAAAAUAACAAGAAUUUCUUUCUCUUUAUAUCAGCAUACCGAAGAUCAUCACUAUUUAGUCAGUUUAUUGUAUUAUAAAUUUUAAUGUGAACAAGAGUUUCUUUUUAAACUGACUUAUUACAUUAAAUAAAUAAAUCGAUGUGAUUUCUGAUUCUCUCUCUUCAUGUGUUUUCUUUUAUUUCUCUUACCAAACUGUUAUUAGUUAUCGAAUGUACUCAUGCUACUUAUUAAUCAUAAUUAUGGAAUGUACAACCGGUUCAUUGAAAAUCUUUAAGGUUUCUUUUAAAAAUCAAUCCUCUACAUCUGUUUUUCUGACUGAUUAUUCAAAACAAAGGGAAAAAGUUAUUUUUUUCUUCUGUUGUAUUUUGAGUUUGCUAUUAACAGGUUUUAACUGUAUUCAUCUUCAUUUUAUUAAAAUUGCUUAUUUAGUAAUUUACUUUUGAAUUCAUAUCAAUGCAUAGAUUUUGUAUUUUGUUUUUAUCCUCGUCUCUCCCCUCCUGUUUCACUCACUCACAUAAACUCUUCUAUGUACGUCUUCAAGGACUUAGUUUUAUCUAUGAACUUUUACCUUUCUCAAUUUUUUUUAUUACUCCUUAGUUUAUUUGCUUGUUCAUUAGUUUUCCCUUUUCAAAUGGGACAUCGUGAUAUCAAUACUAAAUCUGUGUUUUGUAUGUGAAUGUAAACAUUAAUUCUGAAAGUUUUAAAUACUACUUUUAUCAAUUUUAUGUGUCAUUUAUAUACAUUCAUAUUGUCAAUCAGAAUACUAGGUUCUAUUAUAACUUAUUAUUAUUAUUAAUGCAU